UAUGACAUAUAUGUAUAUAAUGUACAUCGUUCCAUUUCAAAUAUAUCAUCGACACAAAGCAGAGGGUGCAAAGUUAUGCGAAUUGAAGGGACGCGCGUUUAAAAAGAUUCGCUCCGAAUCUAGUACAUUUUUUACCAUUUGAUUGGUAAACACACUUUCCAACAUCUGGCAACACUGUGCUGACGAUACCGACACGUCAGACCGGCCACGUAUAUACACACACACAUAUGCCUCAUUUUAUAUAUUUUUUUAAUAUUAUAUUUUGUUGCAUUUUUGUUUCGAACAUAACUUCUUGUCAUCGAGCAACAUGCUGAUCGCAUCACAUACGUCAAAAUUUUCAGCGUUUUCUCGGGAAACUCCGAGUCGCUUUCCAAAACAAUUCUAUUUACAUGGACAAAGUGUCAUUGCGUUUCCAUCGUUGGGAUAGAUUUUACGCUAUUUUUUCUUCCAAAUUUUUUUCAUAUCCUUUAAAUUUAAUUAAUUGAAUUACUAAAACUUAAACGGGUGCUUAAAAGAGAUAAGGAUUUUACAUCAUGUCGAAAAAAAUUAUUUGUUUGUUUGACGUGGAUGGUACACUCACUGAACCACAGCAGCCAAUAAGUUCUAGCUUUGAAAAGUUUCUCCUAGAAACUGUAAAGAAAGAGUUUGACAUUGCAGUAAUCGGAGGUUCUGAUUUAAACAAGAUUCAAAAACAGCUAGGUAGUGGAAAUCUCUUUGAAAAGUAUAAGUAUGUUUUUGCGGAAAAUGGCCUUAUCGCUUUCAAGAAUGGCAAAGCUUUGCCUUCACAAAUGAUUCAAGAUAUACUUGGGGAGGAUUCUCUGCAGGAUUUUAUAAAUUUCACCUUGCGAUAUAUAUCCGAGCUAAAGCUGCCAUUUAAGCGUGGAACAUUUAUCGAAUUCCGUACAGGCAUGUUGAACAUUUCGCCAGUAGGACGAAAUUGCAGUAAGAAAGAACGCGAACAAUUUUAUGAAUAUGACAAUGAACAUCAUAUUCGAGAAAAAUUUAUACAAGUCCUGAAAAAGGAGUUUCCCGAUUUGGGUCUAACUUAUAGUAUCGGUAAUAUCAUAGGACACCGCGUCACUUGUCCCAAGGACACCAUGAACCAAUUGAAUGUCCUUAUGACUCUUAUAAAAGAGAACAGGGAGAAAGAGCAACUCAAUGUUCCAUUGCAAUGUGUAUAAUAAGGCCUAAUAAUAGUAUUUUUCUAAAUUGAUAAAUUUAUAUUUUUAAUUAGUAUAUAUAUAUAUAUAUGUUAUUGUACAAUAGAUUGGUUUCGUUCCAUUUUUUAUUUUUCAUUUUUUAUCCAUUGUUACAUUCCUAACAGUGGAAGUGCAGUAUUUGUAACUCUGUAGUUUCCAAAGGAAAAUUUUUCAGCACUAAUUCUAAGCACAACUGUUUUCAUGCACACUUAAAAAUAUAUUUGUACAUAUGCUCUUUUCUAGUUUUACUACCUUGAUAUACACACAAGUCGUAAAUGUUAAAUAAAACCGUUAUUGACAUGGA
Acromyrmex echinatior (Panamanian leafcutter ant) is the source of this 1503-nucleotide messenger RNA. RefSeq names its product phosphomannomutase (gene Pmm2). NCBI's taxonomy places the organism in Eukaryota, Metazoa, Arthropoda, Insecta, Hymenoptera, Formicidae. Gene Ontology annotation, molecular function: phosphomannomutase activity. Gene Ontology annotation, biological process: GDP-mannose biosynthetic process; protein N-linked glycosylation; mannose metabolic process. Gene Ontology annotation, cellular component: cytosol. The record is from RefSeq and is a predicted model, not a curated record.